Diabrotica balteata is the source of this 1461-nucleotide messenger RNA. Lineage: Eukaryota; Metazoa; Arthropoda; Insecta; Coleoptera; Chrysomelidae. The record is from the annotation of a GenBank genome assembly.
AUGAAAGAACGGGAUGGGUUUCAACCAAAAACACAGGAAGUACAAAAUGGUGGUAAUAUUCUUCCCGAAGAAGACAGUUGUGUUAUAGCGGAAAUUGCUUCAGAUUCCAAAGAAGAAGAAGCUAAUGACGCAAAUUUAGGUCGAUCAAGACAAGACUCCACAGAUUUUAAAAUAAGGUUACGAAAGGAACUGGUUAACAGAGAUGGUCACAAGGAGCUGGCUAAGAACACAAAAUUGAUGACCCUAGCUUUUGUCGACCCACAAAAAGAAAAAUCAUAUCAUUUACAUAUAGAAUCAUUUUCAAGUUUUACUUUGCUCAUGUUUUUAAUAGUAAGAUUAGCGAUAGGAGCAACUAUAGCGAUAGUUUUGCCGAGUGAUUUAACUAUAGAUGUGACAUACUGUACAGAAAAUAUUGUAUUCUUCGUAUUAGUAAUAGUGGCAAUUGCCGAAGAAUUUCCCGGAUUGAUGGAGAAGGUGUCUAGAGUAUUGUUUCUUUGGAGAUGUGAAGUAGAAGAACAAAGAGAUUGUGCGGAAGAUAUGAGAAGAAGAAACGAAGCAUUAGUUUAUAAUAUUCUACCUCCUCACGUAGCUGCUCAUUUUAUGGGAAACAGAAAGAGACAACAUGACGAAUUAUAUUCCCAAAGUUACGCAGAAGUUGGAGUUUUGUUUGCUUCGAUGCCAAAUUUUUCAGAUUUUUAUUCCGAAGAAACUGUCAACAAUCAAGGAUUAGAGUGCCUAAGGUUUUUAAAUGAGGUGAUAUCUGAUUUUGAUGCGCUUUUGGAGUUACCCCAGUUUCAAGAUGUUAUAAAAAUUAAGACAAUAGGAUCUACAUAUAUGGCUGCUAGUGGCCUAAACCCUUCUAGACAAAUGAAGCCUGAAGAUCCGAUUCAUGUUCGCUGGGCACAUUUAGCAAUCUUGGUAGAGUUUGCUUUGGAACUGAAAAAAGCCCUGCAGAGCAUUAACGAACAAUCAUUUAACCAUUUUGUAUUAAAAUUAGGAAUUAAUCAUGGGCCUAUUACUGCAGGUGUAAUUGGAGCGAGAAAACCUCAUUAUGAUAUAUGGGGUAAUACCGUAAACGUAGCUUCGCGAAUGGAAAGCACGGGAAAAGCUGGAUGUAUACAGGUAACAGAAGAAACCUGUGAAAUUCUUCAACAUUUUGGAUACCAAUUCGAACAAAGAGGCCUAGUUGCAGUAAAAGGAAAAGGCCAACUUAUGACCUAUUAUUUAUUAGGAAAAGCUGGAAAAAUAACCCCACCCACAGCACCAGUGUCUCCGAUUGCUGGAGUAGGAACUAUGGAAACAGUUAAUGAAGAAGACGAGUCACACGACAGUCCAACAUCCAAGUCUGAUGAUAAAACUGUAAUCGAAUGCUCUGAGAAGAUGGAUGAUGAUGUAUUUACGUCAGAUUCUGGAUGUGAAGAGCCUAAAGAACUAAAUGAAGCUUCUCUUUUAUUAAGUUAA